AAAGAAUAUGCUUUAGGUUGAUGGCACAAGAAGAAGGGCGGCCAUUCCUGGAGCACUUGGAGUCCUACCUCGCGCGCAGGGAUGGAGUGGACAAGCUGCUCAAGAUCGCCCGCUACGCCGCCAAGAUUGCCGUCGCCGCGCAGCCAUCGCCGCUGCCUGAUGGGGCUCUCGAUCGGCUGCGCCUGUUUGAGGCAAGCGUUGGGACAAGCCGCAAGGCAUUCCGGCUGGGCAAAUUCGUCCAGGACGUGAAUGCGCUCCUCAGGGCUAGCAAAUCGCCGCACAGGGACCGCCAGCGCUGGAUCCUGGAGCUCAUCGCCUAUGGCGGCGAGGGAUUGUACUACUUCGUGGAACAAUUUGUCUGGCUGGCUAAGACCGGGCUGAUCGACAAGCACCACUCCAAGAAGCUCCAGAAGAUCAGCGCCUGGACGGAAUUCGUGGGCUACUUUGGGAGCGUGAUCCUCAAGUACCAGGAAAUCUCCGCCAUGAUCGCGAGGGAGAAGGCGCUGACCGACGCUCAUCGCCGCCACAAGAGAGAAGACGCUGCUUCCAGGGAAGAGAUUGUUUCUCUCAAGUCGCAGAUCCAAUCGCUCCAUAGCAAGAGGCUCCUCAAGACGCUCUCGCUGAUCCAGGAUUUCGCCGAUUCCCUGCUUGCCCUCAGCGACAUUCGAGAUGGGCGAGGGGUGCUCUCGGCGCCAUUGCUGCUCGCAUCCGCCGGCCUCGUCUCCGCGACCAUCAGCGCGCACAAAAACUGGAAUAGCUGCUAAUAAAUUUGCUAGAACCCUAAUAACAGAGCUUGCAUUUUUAGGGCUC
This is a messenger RNA of Selaginella moellendorffii, 810 nucleotides long. RefSeq names its product peroxisomal membrane protein 11A. Bases 21 to 764 code for a protein of 247 amino acids. Gene Ontology annotation, cellular component: peroxisomal membrane. Gene Ontology annotation, biological process: regulation of peroxisome size; peroxisome fission. NCBI's taxonomy places the organism in Eukaryota, Viridiplantae, Streptophyta, Lycopodiopsida, Selaginellales, Selaginellaceae. The transcript is spliced from 2 exons. The record is from RefSeq and is a predicted model, not a curated record.